Rhopalosiphum padi (bird cherry-oat aphid) is the source of this 1713-nucleotide messenger RNA. RefSeq names its product sodium channel protein Nach-like. Gene Ontology annotation, cellular component: membrane. Gene Ontology annotation, molecular function: ligand-gated sodium channel activity. Gene Ontology annotation, biological process: sodium ion transmembrane transport. The transcript is spliced from 11 exons. NCBI's taxonomy places the organism in Eukaryota, Metazoa, Arthropoda, Insecta, Hemiptera, Aphididae. Bases 142 to 1491 code for a protein of 449 amino acids. The record is from RefSeq and is a predicted model, not a curated record.
ACAGGACUGACAUUAAUAUAGUGAAAUCAUAUUGUAUUAUUAUAUUGAGUGCUGCUCUUACCGAUUGCAAACUGUACUAGAUCUCACCUCAUAAAUAACGAGAAAACCGUCCUGACAAUACAUUAUAGGAAAAUAGGAGCAAUGAUAUUAAAAGAAUUUGCGGAUCAAUCGACCAUACACGGUCUUCACUAUGUGAGCAACGUCAAGUGUCACUGGACGGAAAGGUUGUUUUGGUUAAUUUGUUGUAUUCUGAGUUGGUUUGGUUCCGCGUUGUUGAUGAUGAACUCCUGGGAAGCGUAUCAGACGAACGCUAUUAGUUUCGUAGUGGAAACCAGUUCGUUGGAGUUUCAAACGACUUUUCCGGCGGUCAGCGUCUGCGAAAUGAAUAACGUUGCUAACAUUCAGAAAUUGGCAAACAAGAUAUUUGGUAACAAUAGGAAUUUCAAUUUGGAUGAAAUUGUAAAAGAGAUAACUUACUUCAAAGGAACUUCCUAUUAUAUCAAUGAAUUUUGUAUGACUGGACAAUAUAAUUGCCCGAAAAAUAAUUUCAGUAAAAUAGCAAUGUCUACAAGAAGUACUUGCGAUGAAGUAUUUUUAAAUUGCACUUGGAAUGACAAUCGUGAGUUUGACUGUUGUAAGCAUUUUGUUCUUACUGAAACGGAACUGGGAAUUUGCUACACACUUACAAUGGAAAACGAAUCGCCAGAUUCUGAUGAUUACAUUAACAUGUAUUCAAACCGGGGUACAGGUCCAAGCAAUUUACUCAUAAAAUUGUCAUCACCUAGUCAGGUUUUUAUUCACUCAGUAGUAGACGUACCAUAUUAUAAUACAAUAAGUACUGACAUUUUACCUGCCAUGAUGGGUAUUUUUAAACAAUAUAAGUUUGUUAUUAAAGACAUUGAAAAUGAAGAUGAAGUCAAAUUUGUUGGCAUUACGCAACGCAGAUGCAGAUUUCCAUUAGAGAAUGAACUAGUUGUCAGUUCAAAAUACAGUUAUAGUUCUUGCAUUGUAGACUGCCGUCGUCGAAAGCAACUAGAGAUGUGUAAUUGUACUUCUCAUUUAAUGCCUAACAGUAAAGCAAAUGAACAAUGUGAUAUAAAUGGACUUAUAUGUUUAAAUACACAUUAUGCAGAAUUAUCGGUGUUAAAAAAAAAGAAAAGUAAGCGUCCAGGUUUAGAAUGUCAUUGUGUACCUUCCUGUAUUGAAGCUGAAAUAAAUGUCAUUACAGUUGAAUCAUUUAUAACUAAUGAAAAUGAAUCAAUUAUACAAUUAAUGAUGGACCGAUUACCAGCAGAGCGACUUAAACGCAAUGUUGUUAGAGGAAGAUUAGAUGUCUUAGUUUCAUUAGGAGGUUCUGUUGCAUUAUUUGUUGGAGCAAGUAUAUUAAGCUUUUUGGAAAUUAUUUACUAUUUUAUUAUACGUAUGCGCAAUGUUAAAAUUCCAAAUUUAAAAAGAUCUAAGACGUCAAAACUUGAAUUCAAGAUAAAAUAAUAAAUAGUAGAAUAAUUGGACAGAACAAAAUUUAGAUGCACAUAUUUUAUUUUUUGAAGUCACAUUAUACAAAUGCUUAAAGUAACAAAUAAAUAAUGUUAUUCUCAUAAUAAAAUAUUAGUUAAAUCAAGUUUAAUUAAUUAUUAUAUACACUUCAUUCUAUAAAUUAUUUAAGUAUAGUUUUUUUUUAUUUUAUAUACUUACUUAUGUAUUUAAGCAUGC